Messenger RNA from Plenodomus lingam JN3, 1338 nucleotides. RefSeq lists its product as uncharacterized. The record is from RefSeq and is a predicted model, not a curated record. Lineage: Eukaryota; Fungi; Ascomycota; Dothideomycetes; Pleosporales; Leptosphaeriaceae.
AUGGCGCUGCUGAGCUCUCUGUUGUCUCUUGUGCUCGCUGGCCUCGCUGCUGCCAGGCAGUGCUCCAAUUUCCUCAUACCCGUUGAUAUCAAUUCGCGCCAGGGACAGUUCAAGGAAAUCACAGUCGAGAGCAACCUGGACGUCGGAGGGUUUGCGACCAAGUUGAACGAGUUCCAAACGAAUUACACUGCAACUCUACUGGAGGGGUAUCAGACUCUGUCGGGUACCUUUCAGAUCUCUGCCCAAUAUUGCCGUCCAGACCGUGGAAGCAGCGGAACCAUACAGGUCUUGACGCAUGGCAUUGGAUUCGACAAGACGUACUGGGAUCUCGACUAUGACAACUAUGCAUACAGUUAUGUCAACACAGCUCUGGAGGCUGGCUACAGCACGCUGGCCAUUGACCGCUUUGGGAUCGGCAAUUCAUCUCACGGCGAUCCGCUCAACGACAUCCAGGCUCCAGCGGAGGUGGAAGCUCUCCAUGCCGUUACAUUGAAGCUGCGUCAAGGCAAAAUCAAGCAGAUCGAUAGUGCGUAUGGCAAAGUCAUCCACGUCGGUCAUUCCUUUGGCUCUGUGCAGUCAUACUGGCUAUCUGCCCUCUACCCCAACAGCACCGACGGUGUCAUCUUGACCGGAUACUCUGCCGCAGGUUCCUUCCUGCCCUACAUCGUCGCGGGCUGGAACCUGCAUAGUGCUCGCCUCAACCAACCGCUCCGCUUCGGAAACGCAUCCAAUGCAGUAGUGAAUAAGCUGGCGGCCCAGUACGGCCUCAAAACAGACCUUGCGGCCAGUCUACAGAAGCUUCUCGUCCAGGGUGGUGUCAAUCUAAGCCUCCAAGAAGUUGGGGACAUUGUCUCCUCGACAGAAAUCCUAGAUCUCAUCACCGGCUACAACACCAGCGUAAUCUCCUACGACUACCCCCCAGGCUACCUCACCUCCUCGGACCUCACCGCCCUCCAAUACGCCUUCCUCUACCCCAAAAUGUACGAACUUGGCCUCGCCCUCGAAGCCGAACAGACCAAACAACCCGUCACCACGGGCGAGCUCCUCACCAUUGGCAGCGCACCCGCCUCGUCUCCCUUCUCCGGCCCCGUCCUCGUCAUCACAGGCGAGUACGACGUCCCGUUUUGCGGAGGAAACUGCUACGCCCAACUCCCUGGAUCCAACACCAAGACGGCGAGUAUCCCAGCCGGCGUAGCGGAAGCCUAUCCCUCGGCCAGCUCGUUUGAAGCGUAUAUUCAGCCGGGCACGGGCCAUGGGUUGACAUUUCAGCGCAAUGCGACGGCAGGGUAUGAGGUGAUUCAGCGGUUUCUGGCGGAGAAUGGGCUCGCAGCUAGUUGA